Messenger RNA from Paramuricea clavata, 15885 nucleotides. The record is from the annotation of a GenBank genome assembly. Lineage: Eukaryota; Metazoa; Cnidaria; Anthozoa; Malacalcyonacea; Plexauridae.
AUAUUUCUUUGUACUUGCUCUUUUUGGUUGGAUGCUAUGUGAAGGAAUUAUCAUUUACUUUCAACUCGUGAAAGUCUUCUCAGGAAUGGGUUUGGGAGGAAAACAUCUGAAGAGAUUCUAUGUUAUUGGUUGGGGUAAGCAACAUUGGAAUAAGAUUUAUAAACCGUCUAUCGCCUGAAAAUUCUUGGAUUAGUAUUAAUAUACUAUGAAGCAAAAUAAAGAAGUAUUAAAAUAGGUUAAACUAGAGCGUGCCUCAUACACCUCUCCAGCGAAAUCAACUUUUCAUACACAAAUAAUAGAUGCAUUAAUUACGUGUUCAGAUCUUUCAACCUGGUAAAGCAAAACAAAGAUGUAAUUGAUUUGUCUUUGCAUGGCCCCAGAGGUGGAUAACGUAUCGGAACUUGGGCAGUGCCUUUUUUAAGGAAUUUUCACUGCGUGGAGGGGGGGCAAAACAGGAAAAAAGGCAGAACGAAAAUUAUGAGCGUCGAGGUUUGGCGAACGCGCAAGUCUGAAGAGAGAUUUUGUAAAACUUUAAUUUAUUAACUUCACCUAUAUUUUACUUUAAACAAUAACUUCAACUCUUUGUAGCUAUAAUCGUACAGCUAUAACCAGUAGUGUAGCCAGACCUUAAUUUUUUUUGGGGGGGGCGAACCUCACCUCACGCCGAAGGCGUGAGACCGUCUAGGAGGGUCCGGAGGCAUGCACCCCUGGGAAAAUUUUAAAAUCUAGGGUCCCUGAAUUGCGAUUUCAAGCAUUUUGGGAGUGAAAUCUAGCAAAAUUCCGAAGAUUAUAAAGUACAUCGAAGACACGAAUUUUUCCAGACAUUUCUACUUGGAAUUAAAUAAAUUGGAAAAGUCACCUUGAAAAGUAGGAGGAGGGGUCAGUGUCACCUUAUUUCCUCUCUGUGACGCUGGGGGGGGGGGAGAAAAUCCCAAUGUGAUUUUGAUCAGAAAUGUUGCAUUUAAAUCAUUUUAGGUUCUAUGAGACACCAUUUCCGCAUUCUCAAAAUUGCGUUGCUUUUUCAUACGAUACAGAAUAAAUGUGAGAAGAAAUAUUCAUGCUAUGCAUGAUGAUGCAUACAUGUAUCUAACAGUUAAAAAUCUAAAAUAAAUCUAUUUUUCUUUGAACCGGCAUUUUAUCGGAUGGUUUGCAUGAAAUCUAUCGCUAUUAUGAAAUACUCGGUGAAGAACAAUAUGAAUUACACACAAGAUGGCUGUGGAGGAGGCUAUGGAAGGGCAUAAUCUCAUUAUCAAGUAAAUCAACUGCAAUUCCAACAGCAAUCAUGAGCAAUUCUGCUUCGCACUUCGGGGGCAGAAAUGCCUUUACUGGGGGGGGGGAUUCUUUCCCUGGGGGGCAAUUGCCCCCCCCCCCGAGAUAUAUAGUUAAAAAAGGCACUGAACUUGGGAAUCUAGUUCUUUGGGGAUCUACAUUUCUGCAGUAAUUUUCACAGACAUUUUUUGUUUGAUAGCUAACUCUUAGGAUUAUACUAAUUGAAGAAUAAUGCCUGAUUAUUGAAUUGAUUGAUUGCCUACUAGUUAAUCUACUAAGUCAAUGCCUAAAUUACAUUUUUGAAUUACUACGGCAGGCUACUGAGUUCAGAACAAUUCUGACCGUGUAUAGCCUGCAGCUGUAAUCUGUUUUUAAUCAUGUAAGACUGUAACUACUGUGACUUUAGGUUGUGUCAUGUAUGCCUUAUCGGUCUUAAUCUAAUAAUAAAUAUCAAUGCCCAGCAUAAUGUCCGUAUAAUCAGUAGCGUGAAAACAAUUAAUUUCUAAAGAAAUGAAUAAUGAUAAUAAUUUUGAAUUUGCAUAGCGGGACUAAAUUGUCGGGCUGGCUACGCCACUGCGUAUAAUAAUAGCCAUAACAAAGAGAAAUUUUCAUCAAUUUAAUGAUUUACAGAACUAACGUUUCGUCUUGCACUUAAGACAUCUUCAGAGUAAAGAAUGAUAUAAAAUUACAAAGUUAUAUAUGCAUGAAUAAAUUACAAUUAAUUACAGAGUAUAGAAUUACAAGUAUAAUCUAAUGAAGAAAGGGAGCGGAAGUAUGGAAAGGGGAUUAGAGUAGAAGAAGGGGGACUGAACUGCCUUGUACGUUCAGGGUAGGUUUAAGUUUGGAAAUGCGAAGGCUUUCAUGGAUCAUAAGCUCGUCAGAGGAAGAGCAAGAUGAAAGAAUUUUAAAGUCAUCAAGGGAAGCCGUAUGACCAGUAUUGUUUAGGUGUUGAAAAAUGCUGGUCAAUUUUGGGUUGCUGCUUUUGUUACCUGUUAGAGCAGAGAUACCUUACUUAAAUUAAGUGUUCAGAUACGCCUUUUUGCUUCACACGAUAACGCAUCUUAAUAAAUAUAAUUCACUAAAAAAGCUAAAAAAGCCAAAAAGGCAGUCCCAAAAAAUAAAGGAAUACCGAAUGGUUUUCCGUGCAGGAUUGCGUGAUCCAUGCACGAGGGAUGUUGCGAGACUUUCGGAAAGCGUAAAAAUGUAGGCGAGUGUAUUUUUACGCUUUCCGAAAGUCAAGCAACAUCCCAAGAGCAUGGAUCAUGCUAUCCUGCACGGGAAAACCAUUUGGUAAUUGUUUUAUAAAAUUACUACAGUGAAACGACGCUUAACUUGAUUGAAAUUACUGAUGAAAUGUGCAGUUCUCACAACAUUCGUGAAUUAACCAAUCAGAGAAUCGCUACUCCACGCUAUUGAAAACAACAACAUAUGUGAACAGAAUUUGAUCGCAAAUUCGCGAAAGUAUACAGCGAAAAUACAGGGACUUUUUCGAUAAAAUAUACGAAAUUUGAAAUGGAAAACCCGCUAAACAGAGAGCCAAAGUAGUUUUGAAUAUUCUCGACCUGAAUAUGUGAAGAUUGCGAAGCGUUUGAUCAACUUUGAAGCGAGAGAUGUUGUACUUGCAUGCCAUGGUCGGAUGAAUUUCAACGCUUACGCGUUGCUACUUGCUGAAUAGCAAUGUAUCGAUCAGAAAUUUAUUCAUACAACUAAACCAACUCUCAAUAAUUGGAAACUUACUUCAAAGUCGAAAGGUAUCGUACAAUGAAACUUUACAAUGCGAGUAUAUUUGUAAAAUUAUAUGCAAUAAUUUCUGUUCAGAAUUUUCCGUGCAGGAUUGUCUGAUCCUGCACGGCUGUUGACCAAUCAAAUUGCGUGUUUCACUGUAGUUAUUAUAUAAUACUUUUUUCCCUAUUUACUGUAAUCGUUUGCAGAAAGUUUUAAGCCCUACACCCAUGUUCACAGAAAGAAGGAACAUUUUCCGCUUCUGCUUUGGCUUAUUCACGUAAAAACGCACACGUACGUAGCAAACCUGCAGCAGACUUGUAGUAAUGCUGCAACUGAACUUGUCAACAGGAUGUGUUCGCACUGCUUGUCCCAGCUUGUUGACAAAUUGCCAACGGUUUGUUGGAAACUUGCUACAAAGUUGUCAAGCUAACAGACGUGUUAAAAGUUGUUCCAACAACUUGUUAUGGUCCUGCAAUCAGUCAAUAAUUUGUUCACAAGUUGUGAGUGACAACCGUGUAGAAACUUCAUAAAAUAACAACAUUGUUACAACUUUGUUGACAAGCUUGCUACUUGACGAGUUGUGAGAUUUUUACGUGUGCACGACUAUUAUAAGUUCGACUCGCACUGCACGUAUAAGAAUGACUAGUAUUCACCCCCCACUUUACUUAAAGAAAUGUCGCUAUCAAUUUCUAUUUAGGUAUCCCAGUUGUUGUCGUGUCGGUGUUGGUUGGAGUAAAUGAUCGAGAGGAUUUUAUAACCGAUGAUGCAUGUUGGUGCGGUGGUGAUGGUGUGUUGUUCUGGGUUUUUGUUGGUACCUUAGGUCUAAUCAUACUGGUAAGCUUAUUUUUCAAACGUCAUUACAAUUUUUAGCGCGGUAGAGCUAAGUAUACAAAUGUAGCGAGCUCUACAGGUACAGCGGUGGUCCCAUAUAACGAACACCUUGGGACCGAAACUUGUUGUUCAUCGUUUGGGGGUCUCCCCGCUAUUUAGAGAUUUAGUGUGAUCGCGUUUUGCCAACAAAACGUCGUUUUGGGACAUACCUGUACAUUUGCUUUGAUGAUCGUGUUGGAAAACGCCUUAAUUAAAAAGAAUAACACGUUCCUGUGUUUAACGUUCAACCACAAAUGCCUCAAAAAAGAAGGGGAAAACUGAGAUGAACUGCUUAAUUUGUAGUAUAUUAUCUUUGCUUGCAUACGGGGCCGAUUCUUUUUGAGUGUGUUACUCUAAAGUUUGCCCAAUAAAUUGAAUUUAAUAUAGUUUGUGCUAAAUUUGCCCAACUUAUGAUUACUUAUCUUGACUUUUAUCAGCAUUUCGCCGUCUUGACUCUUGACAAUUACUGUCUUGACAAUUGCUAAAUAAUUUUUGGGAACAGCAAUUGCCUACCCUGCCCUUGUCUCGUACGUAAUUAUCUCGUACGCAAUGUUUAUCUUGAGUUACUUUUUUCAGGUCAAUUUGGUCAUCUUUAUUCUAGCCUUAAGAAAUACUUUAUCCAACUGCGAAGUUACUUCAACCAGUACACAAGGCAGCGAAACAACUACCAAGGCAACGGUUUGUACCAAGUUAAGAAAAGCAAGAAUUGGUCUCAAAGGUUCAGCUGUACUACUGCCAAUACUUGGACUCACUUGGGUGUUUGGUUUACUGGUUUUCAAUCGAGAUACAACUGUGUUUAAAUAUUUAUUCGCCAUCUUUAACUCUCUACAAGGACUGAUGAUAUUUGUUUUUCAUGCAUUGCUUAUAAAUAGAAAGGUAUGCUUUUGGAACAUUUUUAUAUAAUUAUUUCGUUCCAAGUAAAAAGAACCCUGACAAGAAUCUACUUCGUUACAUGCCUAUUUCCCAAUAUUUAUAGUGAACUUAAGCAAAACUUAAUCUAGUACAGGGACGUGUCAAGAAACCGCCUUAAAUUUUACACUUUUAAUAAUUAUAAAGAACUGCUGUCUACCGUUAUUAAUAACUUUAACAAGCAGGACGAAAGUGCAACGAGAACAACUAAUAAUAUCAUAUUAAUGCAAACAAAAUGAGCAGAAAAUAAUAAUUAAUAUUAUACCUCAAAUUCAAAUUGUCCAAUGAAAAAACAGCAUUUGUACCACGUGAUAAUGUGAUUUUUUACGGUAUUUCACUCAAAUUCAUUAUUUCGCAAUCCAGCGUGGGAUACUAUAAUAUCCCACGGCAGAUCCACCGUGGGAUAUUAUAGUAUCCCACGCUCACGCGUGACGCGUGGACACCACGCUCUGAAACAAUAUCUCUGUGACAAUAUGGCGUUCGCGAGCUGUUGUUUGUAAUUUCGUAUUUUCGUACAGAAUAUUUGAUUAACAAAACAUUUUCAAGACACAUUUUGCCUUUUAUGAUCCAAAGGAUACAUGCUUAAAUAUUUAAAGAGGAAACGUCGAAAACUCAGGUAUACAUAAGAAAUUAAAAAUUGUAUUCGCGUAGUUUAAUAAUAUUCAGCAAGUUUUAAAGUUUAUUCUGAACUUAGUGAGUUCUUUAACUUUCGGUAUAAUAUAUCAUUUAUAGACCCUCCGCUCGGGGGAUUCGGCGUAAUAUUUCCCUCAGUGAUGUUAUUUUCCUCCUCCCCUCGGAAAAUAUCAUCACUAGCUUCGGGAAAUAUUACGCCGAAUCCCCCUCGCUCCGGGUCUAUAAAUGAUAAAAAUCCCACGGACGUUUUAGACAUCACCGUAGCUCUGUUUUACAACGGCAAAAUACAGAUCACGUCUUGUAUAGAACGAUCACAGUUCAAGCUCAGAAAAUUGCUAUUUUAAGGUGGCUCCCUAGGGUUUUAUUUCCGGGGGUUACGUUCUUCGUAUAUAUGUAAACUAAAACUCGUGUGACUUUAAAAUACGAACGACCGUAUAUGGAACUCUUUUUUGAAACAAAAGUGUGAACUUUGCUUUAGUUGAAACCAUAAAAAGAGUUCUAAAAGCUAAAACGAUACUUGGAUGUGAUGUUUCAAAAGAAGAUAAUGUAAACUUGUUUUUUUUUCAAGCGGUAUUCUGGAAGUUUUUUGAACCGCCGUACGCGAGGUUCGAUCGCGAACAUUGGGAUAUGAUAUAAAGUUUCCUCAAGAAUUUGCAGUGUUUUCUCCACAAUCUAGCAGCACUUAUGACAAUAAAGAUGACUUAAAUAAUGAGCUUUGAAAUUUGAACGGGCAUUUUGCGAAAACAUCCGACGAUAGACAUGGGCGUACCGGGCGGGGGGCGGGGGGAGGGGGGGGGGGCGGCAGCCCCCCCAGUUUGUUGGGCAAACAAGACCAGUCGGGCAAUAUUCGCUUCACAGUUGGGUAAAUGAUUGUCGUACACUAGGGUGAUUAAAGGUGUAUUAUAAAAAUAAGUCUUCUCAAUAUUGACAAUAUUGCUCAUUUUUAGACUUCGUACGUGGUGUUUCACGUGCGUUUUUCCUGAUCGGAAGUAAAUAUGGGGCAGUUUAUACACUGUCCCAUAUUUUACUUCCGGUCUGGAAAAACGCACGUGAAACGCGACGAUUAAAAUUAGUCUGAGCUUGACAUUUUACAUGUUUACAUUUUUUCUUUACCGUUUGAUUGUUGAGUUUAGCAAAACAUAUAACUGAUUACAACAGUAUAGGCAGGUAGGUCGUACGUAAGCAAAUACUUAAAUAUAUGAAUAAUAACAUGAUUAUAUUUUAUAUAUACAUGCUAAAAUAUAUUGAAAUAUAAAAACUGAGCGGCAUUGUUGUGUAAUUGUGCAUUUGUGCAUUAUGACUUCCUGGAUUUAAUAUAAACCGUGAAGAAUACGAUUUUUCAUUAUAUCCGAAUUUGCACCGUAAUAUUUAGGUUUACUUUUGCUCUAUAUGACUCGAUAAAAUUAGCUUAGACGGAGUUAUACGCCAGGACGGAAAAUCGAAAGACAUACAUUACAGUAUGUCUUUGUUGUAUUUAAGGCUAUGCCUACAGGACAUUUCCUGUGGCGUUCUGCGGAGAAUGCAGCUAAAAUAGUUGUUUUAAUUUAAAAAAACGUGUUCGUCUUUGUUUAAUUUUGGAUAUUUAGUGUAUAAUGUAUAUUAUGAGCGAUUCAGGCAAAAUAAUUUGAAAUAUAUUAUAGUAAUCAAACAAGUCAAUAUAUGAAUAUAUCUGACGAACGGCGAAAUAAUCGGCUUUGACCUUUGUACAAUUUAUACAAAGGUCAAAGCCGAACAAGUUUUUAAAACAACUAUAUAGCUGUACAAAAAUGUUAUUUUCGAAAAUAUAUCUUAAAACCGACAGGAUUAGGAGAACAACUCAAAGACGUGAAGGUACCGAGUUCUUAAACUUUCCGAAACCUGAAUAAUUCUUAGAUUAUUUUAUUGUUUAUUAAUUUGACAACUUUAUUAUAUUCUGCAUGCCCUGGGCCGUGGCGAACAUUUGGUGAAAAUGUAGCUAUGGUAUAAUAAAUGUAUAAUAGCAUCAUAUAGAGAUUUUCCGCGGGAAACCACAAAAGGUGCACUGUUACAUUAUCCGGUUAACCCGUACCUCGUCGUUCGUUCAACUUUACUAACUUUUACGCAAUAUGCACUAGUACGCAGUAGUAGACUGGUAUAGUUAGCACUUUUCCAUGCAUGCUCUACAUUUGAUUUCAGGAUUCUCAGAUCUUAACGAGUUUCAGUCAUGUGGACGACCGUCGACCGAAGAUCACUUUAAAUUAACCAGUAUCUUAAACUAGUCAUGUAACUGUCUUAAUAUGUCAUCUACACCUUGUACUCGUAAACGACGUUAUCGUCAAUAUCGGAUAAAAUGCGACGAGUGCCAGAGCGAAAUGAACACAGACUACCGAGAUAUUCAUACGAAAAAUGCACACAACGGCAAGAAAAUCAAGUUCAGUCCAGUGGUAGAACCUUCACAGAUUCAGUUACACAGUUUUUUCACAAGAACAGGCACAUCGACGCGUGGAAGUGACGUCAGCGAGGAUACUGUUGAGGAAGACAGUAAUCGUUUCUCCAAAGACUGUACCGCUUUACCAGAGAAGUCUAUCGAGAUCUAAUCGAUAUCCCACCCAAGUGUAAUUCACAAGCCAGUCACAGAGCUUAGAGACAAAUCCAAGACAAGCAAUGCAAACAUAGACCAGAACCAAGCCGGACAAUCGGAUCUAUUAGCAACAGCAACAGAACAGCAACAGCAACGGAUUGACGAAUUAAAAAUCCUUGACCAAGAAAUGGUUUGUGUACCACCUGCGGGAACAAGUAUGGUGUCCGGCAAUCCUGACACUGAUAAUUUUAAGUUUGAGAGUGACAUAACUGAAAAACCACUUGUGUUUAACACCGAUACAUCGUCAGCAGCUACCUCCACAGCUACUUCCACAGCUACCUCCACAACUACCUCCACAGCUACCUCCAGGGCGCCAAAUCAUCCAAUUCAAUCAAAAUAUCCAACGAGAACAUUUGGAAAUGAAACCUUCACACGAAAAUUCAAUACCGAAUGGUACAAGAAAUAUCCAUGGAUAAGCUAUGAAACUAAAGAAGACAAGUGUGUAUGCUUUCCUUGUAGAGAAUUUGAAAAGGACGAUUCGUUUGUGUUUAACAAUUGGAAGAAACCAGAGAAGCUAUCUAAACAUGGGAAAUCUCAGAAGCAUAUCACGUCGAUGACCAAGUGGGCAUUGGCUAAGGCCAACCACAAGAUGAACACAUCCGUUCUAAAGCAAAUAGACAGUGCUCAUAAGCAAUAUGUUUUCAGGAAUCGACAAUACCUCCAAGUAAUAAUCGAGUGUCUGAUGUAUAACGUUCAGCAAAACGUUGCCAUAAGAGGACAUGAGGAAGAUAGAAAACAUAUUUGGGAGGUCUCUGAUAUUAACAGAGGGAAUUUCCUUGAGCAGCUUCAUUUUAGAUGUAAGGAUUUGCCAUGGCUAAAAACGAAGCUCCAAACUCAUCAUGAAGAGCAUAUCCAGUGGACAUCGCCAAAAGUACAGAACGAGCUCAUUGAAAUCGUGUCGAGCUUGGUGCUACAGAGGAUUACACGUGAUGUCAAAAGCAGUGGCCAUUACAGUGUCAUUGUUGACGAGACAUCAGACAUAAGCAGAACGGAGCAAGUAUCUCUUUGUCUUCGAUACGUCGUCGAAGGAGAAACACGAGAGACAUUUGCCGGAUUUUUUGCGACUGAAUCAACCGAAGGUGAGGUCCUAUAUGAGCUCGUGAAGGAAUCGAUCACAAAUCUCAACUUGCUGUUAACCGAUAUUGUUGGAGAAUGCUUUGAUGGUGCGGCGAAUAUGAGUGGCUGUCAUAAGGGCGUAGCAUCGCGAAUGAAAGAAUGUUCACCACUUGCUCUAUAUGUCCAUUGCUAUGCUCACCGUCUUAACCUCGCUCUUCAGGAUACAAUGACCAGUAUCGAGCCAAUUCGUAACGCUCUUGGGACAAUACAGAGUCUGUAUAAUCUUAUCGAAGCAAGCCCAAAGCGCCACAGUAUAUUUCAGAACAUCCAGGUGGAAGAAGAACAUUCCGAUCUAACCCUCAAAUCCAUGAGUGUGACCAGGUGGUCGUGUCGCUGGCAGGCAGUUAAGGCAGUGUUUGAGCAAAUGCCGAGAAUUAUUAGAGCUUUGCUUAGUUUGUCGUCGGAUCGUGAUGUGAAGACGUAUACUGAUAGCAAUAACCUGCUUAAUGCAAUUUGUGAUUUUAAAUUUGUAUUUGGUUUAGUAGUGCUCAGAGUAAUCCUUUCCAACACUGAUAGCCUUAGUAAAUAUCUGCAAGGCAAGAAUGUUGAUGUGAUCACCGCUAAGGAGACCGCCGACGGUACAAUGGAAGCAUUGACCAAGUGCCGGAAUGAAGAAUCUUUCCAGAUGGCGUGGUCCAGAGCUAAGAUCCUGUCGCAAACGAUAAAAAGGGAAAUUAAUGGAACCACGUUUUCCUUUAAAGAUGCCACAGCACCAAGAUGCAGACAGCCAUCGCGUCGGUUACAGGCUCUUGUUGGAGAACAAUUCAGUGAUGGCUUACCAUCACAACCAAGCGCCGAAAGUCAUUACCGCGUCACAACGUAUUACCCAACAUUCGAUAAAGUUCUCCUCGAGAUGAAAUCACGAUUUCAGAGUCAUGAUCAAGACAUCUUAUGCGCCCUGGCUGAAGUUGUUUCUAAGACUAAUACUUCAACGGAAAGUCUAGCAUUGGUCUCUUCUUUCUACGGAUUAGACAUGGAGAUACUUACAGCUGAAAAAGAAAUCUUCCAGAAUUUUUUGGAGAAGAACCCAGCAGAGAUAAAACAUGCGUCUUCCGUCAUCAAAUUCAUGUUUCAAAAUGGGCUUCAUGAAGUUUUACCAGUGCUCUAUAAGGUGUGUUCAAUUUUGACAACAAUUCCAGCCACAUCAUGCUCAGCCGAAAGAUCUUUCAGUGAUUUACGCCGCAUAAAGACCUACCUUCGCUCCACGAUGCGCCAAGACCGUUUGAGCAGCCUAGCACUUAUUUGCAUUGAACGUGCCUACGCAAACAGAACACUUGAGAAUGACAUGGAAAACAUUAUUGACAUUUUCGGCAAGAGGAAAAAGAGAAAUUCGUAUUUCUUUUGACAAUUGAGAUUAGUCUAUUUUGUACGGACUACGAAUAUUACCUCCGGAUAACAUUUUCAGUUAAACUUUAGUUAGUAAGUCUUUUUUAUAUUAGGUGUUAAUCAAUAUACUGUAAGCCCAAUGAUAUCUUAGACGAUGUGGACUUGUCGUUGUUGUCUAUGACAACUUUACUUAUAGUCACGAUAAAAAGGGAAAUUAAUGGAACCACGUUUUCCUUUAAAGAUGCCACAGCACCAAGAUGCAGACAGCCAUCGCGGAUAUAUAUAUUACAUGAUAAAUUAACUUGUGAAUGUAUUAUGUAUACGCAUUAAUUAAAUUUAACGUGAAUAUGAGUAUCAAUUACAAAAUAAAAGUCGGGCGAUCUUCUAGAUAGUCGGGCAAAUUGCCGACCGCCCCCCUGAAAAAUGUUGGCCGGUACGCCCAUGACGAUAGACGAUAGUAUUAACUCGCACGGGACGAAUUUUCAGUUGACAAACAUUUUUCAAAUUAAUACCAAGAAGUCAUAACCAGUAAUUACCUAAAUAUCUUUGCCAAUUUUACAUGUAUUAUCCACGCUUAGUUGACCAUUAACCGACACAGUUAUAAACAGUAUAUCAAACAUAAUUUAUAUUUUGUGAUUUCAAAAAAGUCAUGCCUUGUUGUUUUAUGCAGAAUGCAUGUACACGUCAGUUGGGGUAUUAAAUUGUUCGCGUAAGAAUCUAGUAAAAAUUGCCAAAAUUAAACCCAAAUUUCUCUGUUUUCCUUCGGUAAAAUGCUUUAAAACUUUGCACAUUUUUUAAUAUCGGCACAACAAGUGCAAUAUCCUUUUUUCUUAAAAUUAAAUCGAAGGGAAAAUUUUUAAUAUUGAUUUUUGACGUUUUUUAAAUUUUCUAAGAAACGUAUCGAUUUAAUUUUUUUAAAUUGAGGGGAAAAAAUCACUAUACAAGUAUUAUCUUUUAUGCAAAGUUUUAAAAAAUUUCACCGAAGGGAAUUUUUAAAAUGACCUGAAAAAGAUAAAUUUUGAGCUUUAUUCUAAGCAUGCUGUUGCCAUGACAACAUAUUUUUAACACAAAAGUAGCAAUUUGCAAUGUUCAGGAGAACAUUGUCAAUGUGUCCAAUAAAUUUCGUUUUCAUGUCAUGUAAAGUAAAGAAACAGGAGUCUCCUGAAUACUAUAGUGUAGUAAAUUAAAAAACCCUAGGGAGCCACCUUAAAUUGGGUCCUAGAACUUUUCUCAAUCAUAAACCCUGUGUUAAUCUUAAUCUUUAAAUUGUAUUAGUUUCAUACGACGGGUAACAUGCGGCAUGCAGGUUUCCUUCUGCAAUCAUUUGGUCCAAUGAGUUUGUUUGCCGUUGCCGUCGCGUUCUCGUCUUACAUGCUUAAGCUCGCUAAUAAUACUCAUUAGUACAUUAACAAAGUCCAUUUACUUCGUCACAAGCCGCCACUGGUCUGGGGGUUGUAUUUAUGAGUUUUUGUGACUUGAUUUUCUGCAUUUUUAGACACAACACUUUUAUCUUUUCCAUCCACUAGACAAGUUUUCUUUAAUUUUAAGGGGAAGGAGGGGGACAAAUAUGGGGGCAGGGGGUACAUACUUGAUACUUCUAAGAAUGAAACAUAUACUAUGUUUUCUUUAUAGAUGCACGAAGCAAGCAGCAGAGAAAGUGAAGCCCGCAAAGCGGGGCCAACUACCAAUACCAUGGCAGAUAUCACAUGUAAGUAUGAAACCAGACCUUUCGAGGAACGUAGAGUGAUUCUUACACUUAGCGGGGGGGGGGGAUUUUUAAACUUUGUAGCCCAUAGAUCGUCGGAAAUGGCAUUCUCAGACACUUCUCUACAUUUUUCGUUUGGCCUCCUUAUAAAUUAUUUCAUUAUACGCUACGCUAUACGUGAGUCAGAAUGGAUUAUUAUUAGUAAUUGGCCAAUCAGCGCAAUUCAAUUAUUUUGGGGGGGGAGGGGAAGCUAUUCCGGUCCCCUUUAUAAAAUAUUGGGUCGACGAAGUCGCGGGAAACAUUGCGAUUUGAGGGGAACAAGACUAACUCUUUCCCGAGAGAACAGACAUUAAGUGUUUUCUUGUAAUUAUAGCGACAAAAGAAAAAUCAACAACAUCCAUACAACAAUCGUAUAAUCGUAUAUGAUGACAAAAAUGUAGUGUUAACGAGUUUAAAAUUAAAAGAACCUACUUGAACGGUUUCAGCGGCAUAUCCUGUUGCCGGAUGUGUAUUUUCCUUCUCUUUUACAUUCUUUAUUUUAACACUAACUCGGAAAAUCCUAGUUUAUAAACUUGCGAGUUGCAUGCCGCCAUUUUGUUUAUUUAUGUACGUGUCCGGUUGGGACUUUUUGCCCGGCGGGAUACAUUGCAUUUAUCAAAAGCCAGGUGAGCAAAAUUCAGUCAAUCACGUUAGGUGUUCACCCUAGCUAUAUAACAAUAUAACUAGCUAUAUAUUAAUUUUAUACCACUUCAUUGUUUAUUACAGCGCACCUACCUGGUAACGUUACGAAACUUCUUUAUAUUAUUGUCCAAAUAGUAGCCUAUCCACUCAGAGAUUUCCGAUCGCAGUUCGGAAAUGCACCUCAAAGCUAUAUUUUUUAUUAUAGAGCAAUUUCUGAUUAAUAUUGAAACUAUAGUCUAUACCGGCGCCAACAAAUCACGGCUAUUUUUAUAAUCUGAAUGCAAAUCCAAGCAUUUCACCAGUCACGAGUGCCGAACUUCAUCCGACUGGGUAGGCUGCUCUUGUUACACACAUCGCAAAAAUUGCGAAGAUCGAAAACUUGCUGUUAAAAAAUCAUUUAGGGAAAGGUUUAUCUAUGUUAUUUCUUUACUAGAAAAUACAUGCAUGCAGAAACCCUCGCCUUGCUGACAAAACCAUUGUAUUUUCCGAACAUGAAGUAUCUAAAGUAGUUGUCAUGGUAACAUGAUAAUUUUUUAAGAAUAUUCUUACAAAUGAAAAAUCGCCUAAAAUAUUACUUUUAAUUACAAAAUUAUUAAUUUCCCAACAUAUAUAUGUUAGGUAUGUUAUUAUACGUAAUAUAAGCCUCAAUUUAAGGUAAAAUUCAACCACAAACGCUUCGCAAAACGUUUUAAAGUCGUGUUCUUUAUAAAACUAAACUGCCUUUUAGAAUGGCUUUAUCGAUAAACUUUGAGUUUGCAAUAAAGUUAUUUAAAAUUCUCGCUUGCAAAUAACUUUGCUUUAUUUUUUAUUUAAAAAAUUCAAUAUCAUAAAAAAGGGAAUCAAUAUUAAAGAUACACUGAAAUUAUAUGCUGUCUAUACGCAAAGGCCGUCGCGUUUUAACUCCAUUAUAAAAUCAAUAUUUAAAAUAAACUUACCUUCGUAACUUAGCCGAUUCUUUCGCAAUUUCUUUCUCAGAGAGCUUUUGAAAUUUACAAAAUCUUGCAAAAAUGCGAGCAAAAAUGGAGUAUAUUUGCAAGAAAUUUAUCAAUCAUCAAAUCAACUCAAGAAAUGUUUGCUAUUUCGCUGUCGUCAUGCAGUUGUUAUAAUGCAAACUUUAAAUUGGACCAAUCAGUGUCCGCUAUUCGUGACAGUCCGCCAUGUUUUUGAGAUCAGUGAGGAUGACUACCCACCCAACACCGUUGGUCACCCACGCCCGCGAUGUUUGAUGAACUUUAGAUCCGCUAAUACUUUCGUUUCCCCGGGUGUAAAUAGCCGGGGGGGGAUGAGUACCCUCGCACGGCGCUUCGCGCCGGCGCCUCGGGGACUAGAUAUCUUUGUUCGUCUAAGAGAAUACUAAACACGUUGUAAAUAAUCAAGUUAUGUCGAAACGGUUAAAUCAGAAGCAUUCUAAGAAAUCACGUGACAGGUGAUUCAACACUUCUACCAUAUUACUUUAUCUAUUAUUUAAUAUUGUUUGUGAUGUUACUCUGAGUGUACAUCCACAUUGGGCGAGCUUGAAAAAUAUGCCCGGCCACCGUGCGAAUCGAACCUACGACCUUUGGAAUACUAGCCCAAUGCUCUGCCAACUGACCUACGUGGCCAGGUCGGUUCGAGUAUGUGAUAUUUCGGAACAGAAUCUAGUUCCUUCGACACCAAUGUAAUCUAGUAAUAUGAUUUUUUCUGUGUUGGUGUAGUGUACUCAGGUGAAUAUAAUGUUUGUGAUGUUAAUCUGAGUGUAUAUCCACACCGGGCGAGCUUGUAAAAUAUGCCCGGCCACGGUGCGAAUCGAACCUACGACCUUUGGAAUACUGGCCCAAUGCUCUGCCAACUGAGCUACGCGGUCAUCACUUACUGGAACCGACCGGACCACGUAGCUCAAUUGGCAGAGCAUUGGGCUAGUAUUCCAAAGGUCGUAGGUUCGAUUCCCACCGUGGCCGGGCAUAUUUUUCAAGCUCGCCCGGUGUGGAUAUACACUCAGAGUAACAUUACAAACAUUAUAUUCACCUGAGUACACUACACCAACACAGAAAAAAUCAUAUUAUUUAAUAAUUAUGCUAUUACCUCAUACGCGCCUGCAUUACUUACCUGUUGACGAUUCUAUAGUACUUCAUGUGGAUAAUAUUUUUUGCUCUUUCUCCAUACAUAUCGACAUUCCUGCGAAGAAUUUAUGCAAAUAUUUCAAAGUGAGUUUAUUAUUUUGAUUAUUUUACACUUGUCACUGACCGUAGUUGAGCUCUCUGCGGCUAUAUCUGAAGAAAUACAGACGAAAAUAAUUUUGAACUGCCAAUCAGAAAUAAAAUUUCAAAUGAGAUUGUACACUGUAUUUUUAUUUCAUUUCAAUUUAAUAGAGAUAUUGUUUACAGAAUAUAACUGAAUGAAUACUCGUGACUUUAAUAAUUCGCCGCUCAAUUAAUAUUGCUUAACACAGGAUUCGCUUAAGGUGGAUCAAUACUGUUUUUUAUACAAUGGAAGAUUCGCGAUUUAGAUCCGUACUUUUGGACAAGUUUUAUCAUGACAUCUUACUUAAUAUGUAAAACAAUAUUAAAGAGCUUGAAAUUUUUCACAAAGUUUGUACGCAACUGUCAUUGCAAUGGCAACAGUGACGUUUGAAGAUGGCAAAUUUUGGCUUUAAAGUAAUUUAACUCGUAAACGACAUCGGUGACCCCUAAAUUUUAUUUCAUGAAAUGAUUAUUGAGCCACUUUAAUACAUGCAGGUUCGACUGUAUGCGUUUUUGAACUAACAACUGUUAAUAAGUUGAUGCUUACUUUUUCAUUCUUGUGUAGAUCUUACUUCUUUAACUAAUGAAGAGACCACCGGAAAAUCCAGAAUUCCAGUUCCAAAAGACAUCACAGCAUUCUGACCACCAAACGUAAGGAUAGAUUGGUAGCUACACGAUCGGAAAUUGCGGUCAUAAAUUAAUCAAGCUAAAAUGAGCUAACUCAUCUUAAUAGAGCAUGCGUAGAUUAAAGUACUGAAUAUUAGUGAGGCAACUACUUAGGCUAAUUACUUCAAGAUUGGUAAAGUUAUUGGGUAUAAUUUUGAGGUUAACAA